Malaya genurostris is the source of this 2657-nucleotide messenger RNA. It is a transcript of the gene wkd, whose product is annotated as TBC1 domain family member whacked. The transcript has 4 exons. Bases 880 to 1974 code for a protein of 364 amino acids. NCBI's taxonomy places the organism in Eukaryota, Metazoa, Arthropoda, Insecta, Diptera, Culicidae. The record is from RefSeq and is a predicted model, not a curated record.
UCUUCAGUCGUAUUUUCGCGAGAAACGCAGUGGUACGUUGUGAACAGUUGGAGGUAAAAUUGUAGGAGUAACAGUAAUCGAUAAAAUUCAUUAUUUGUAAAUAUACAUCCGAUGGACUAGUUUUUUUUUGUUUCGAAUAUCUGUUCCAGUUUCUGUUAUUUCCGUGAACAAAAACGUUUCUUGAACCUUUAGAGAUCGUUUCUGUUUUCAAGUGAAAUUGUUGUUCAUUGCUGAUUAUUUUGGUCAACUUAUUUGUUCACAUCGAAAUUCUACAGCACUCAACUAACAACGUAGGUCCGAUACUCAGCACGAUUAGUUUUCCCCAUACGAUGUAGAAUGUGAAGAAUUUAUGAUUCAGUACUAGAAACUACGUGCAGAACCUACAUACAUCAUCCAGCACCAUCCACUGAGCAGUGAGAAGGCUACGUUUUCCGUUCCAUCAGAUUCCAUUGCGAUUAAUACGAAAGUGGUUUGCGCAGUGGUGAAAAUCAAGUAUAAAUUUUGUCCAGCGUUGUUACUUGGUAUAUGGCAACUCCAGCAGAAAAUGUAAAUUAAUCCACCUCUCGCUAUUGAUGUACAGAGUGAUGUGCGCGAAUAUGUGUAACCAUACAUAGAGGGAAAUGGAAAGCCAGAGCGGACCACUAGUGAAAAAGUGAUUGCAACUUUUGAAGGGAAACAAGGCUUGUAAUAAACGAUCCCGUACGGGUAUACGUAUUUCUUGGUGAAGUGUACGACUUUAUAGUUACUCGAUACGAGAUAAGAGAUAACACGAGCGAACGAAAAAAGAUUGAAGUGAUGGCGAUAAGUUCACUGAUAGCAGCUUGAUUUUGUUUGACUUGAUUAUUUCCGAAAAUCCGGCUGAAACAAAAUUCCUGUGAGAUGGCGACCUCGCCAACGUCGACCAAUACCUCGAACUCGGUGUCACUGCACCGGCAGUCCAGCAAGAAUGCCGAUUCGAUUUCACUCUGUUCGACCACCAGUGCCUUUUCAACCUGCCCCGAUCGGCAUGGCUUCUACGGGGGCAGUCAAUUCUCCGAGAAACCAACUAAGGAAACGCUCACCCGAGAGCAGAUUGUUGCGCGUGAGAAAAAGUGGCUGCACAUGACCAACCACUGGCAGGAGUACAUGAACAAAAACUACAAGAAGCUCCGCGAACGAUGUCGCAAGGGAAUUCCUCAAGCGGUGCGUCCCAGGGCUUGGUUUUAUUUGACCGGUGCCUAUCAGUUGCAACAAAAGUAUCCCGAUCGGUACGCGGAGCUUCUGCAGCAACCCGGGAACCCACAGGUCAUAGAGGAAAUCAAAAAGGACCAGCACCGACAGUUUCCGCAUCACGAGAUGUUCAUCGAUGAGGAGAAACCGGGCCAGAAGGAGCUGUUCAAUGUGCUGAAAGCUUAUUCGAUACACAAUCCCAAAGUAGGUUACUGUCAAGCUCAAGCUCCGAUCGCUGCCUUCCUACUAAUGCAUUUGCCGAGUGAGCAAGCCUUUUGGUGCUUUGUUACUAUUUGCGAUAAGUAUCUCAAAGAUUAUUUUACCCCCGGACUGGAGAUGCUGCAGCGAGACGCCGCUAUGCUUAACGGGCUACUCAAGAAAACCUCCCCCUCGGUUUACCGGCAUCUGCAGAAGCACAAGGUUGACCCGUUGCUCUACAUGACCGAUUGGUUUCUGUGCGCCAUGACCCGCACCCUUCCCUGGGACACGUUGCUGCGGGUGUGGGAUUGUUUCCUCUGCGAAGGCAUCAAAAUACUGUUCAAGGUAGCCCUGGUCAUCCUGGGUGCCAGUCUCAACUCGCACAAGGUGCGCAAACAGGCGAAUGGACUGUGCGAAACCCUCGAGGUGCUGCGAUCUCCCCCGAAGAAGUACAUCGAGGCGGACUUCGUAAUGCAUCAUAUUUUCCGACUGAACAUCACCGUCGAAGAUUUCAUCCACGAGCACAAGAAGCAGGAAAUGCUGCACCGAAAGGCGAAGGUUUCAUAGAACCGGACGGGCUACCGGUAGCAUCGCUAUUCCGGACCACGGCAGGCGGUGGUGAUGGUUUCGGGGUAUCAGUACCGUGCCUUCCACUCUAGUCUAUUCAUGGUGGAGUGAUGUUCGGGACCGUUCUAGUAGUUGCAGUGUGUUGGUUGCGAAGGAGCCGAGAACAUUCUCGAAAUUAGUUGUGCAAGAAUAGUUUUAUCGUUAUUAUUUCUAGACUAAUGUUGAAAUUCUCAGUUGUGAAGUUGAAUCAAGUUCAUUAUCAAAUCAUAAAGAAAUCUAGCGAAAAAUCUUUGAACUUCUCUACAAAAUAGCGACCAAGAAACAAUGGGUUGAAAUAUUAUUUGGGAAGUUGUAGUUCCCCAACCUUAUGUUCUAUAAAUUGUAUAGUAAGUUAUAGUAAGCGUCAGUUGAUUGGUAUUAUAACAAUUGUAUGAACGAACGAACGAUUUAUCUAAGCACUAACAUAAUGUGUAUUUAGUUACCACAACCUCCGUUCGAGAUUUCACGAAGCAAAACAGUAUGAAAGUAUGUCAUUCGUUCUACCACUGCUAAAUUUAUCCUAUCUAAUUGAGGAGUUUAAAAUAGCGCCUAUUUAGAGUCGAUACUAUUUUGGAACGCGCAAUUCGCAGAAGGGAUCUAUUUAUAAGUAUUAAAAGAUUGAACUGAAAAAAAAAUAAAAUCAA